AUGGAGGUACAGGAAUCUCAACUUCAAAUACAAGAUGAAUGUAUGAUUUGUUUAGAAAAUAUGCAAUCCAAUGAUUUAAUAGGUAAAUUACCAUGUUGCCCCACAAAUCAUUAUCAUAAAGAAUGUAUUGAAAUUUGGUCAUCAAAAUCAAAUAGUUGUCCAACAUGUAGAAAUAGAUUUUAUAAAAUUUUAAUUAGUUUAAAAUCAAAACCAAAUUCAAUAAUAAAUUCUUUAAAUAUAAAAGAUAAAUUAUUACCUAAUCCAGCUAUAAAUCAUAUACCAUCUCAAUAUAUUAUUAAUAAUGCCACUCAAUCAAGACAUCUUUUAAGUCAGUCAAAUUUCGAAGAUCAUAACUCGUCAACUCCCUCAUCAGAUUACAUCAACAAUUCAGGAUUUUGUUGUUUAUGUACAAUUACAAAUAGAAGAAAUAAUUCAACUAUAUUAUGUCAACAAUGUGGUUCUAAUUUUCAUUUAAAUUGUCUUGGAAUAUCUGAUUUAACUGAAGAAUAUUUCAAUUGGUUUUGUCCAAUGUGUGAUUAUAAUCAAGAAACUGUAAUACCGAAUAAUCAUUUAUCUUUAAGAAGAAGAGGUUUAUUAACUAGUAGUAUAAGGCGACAUCUUCUGCAACAGCCUAGAUCACAAAAUAGAAGACUUAUAAUACAUAAUGAUAAUGAUGAACUUAAUGAUGAUUUUUUAUACAAUGAAGAUCUCAGUGAUAAUGAUAUGAGUGAUGAACAAAUAAUACAAUUCAAUGAUAUACGACAUACUUCUCCAAAUUCAACUACACAAAUACCAGAAUUCUCAAGAUCUUCAUCUUCUUCAAAUACAAGCAAUAUAGUUAAUGGAGGAAUACUACUAAGACGUGAACAAAAACAAAAUGAAAAAUUAUCAAUUGAAGAAGUUAAUUCUUGGGAUAUGUUUGAUAAAGCAAGAAAAGAAUCAAUUGAAGAAAAUCAACAAGAGCAUACGAACGCACUUUCUUCAUCAUCCAAUAGUGUUUCAAAUGGAAACGAGAGAAGAAGAAGAAGAAGAAAAAGAUCAGCAGAAGAAGAUAAUAUUGAUACACAAUUAUCACUAACUAAUUCAACAAAUACAUUAAAUUCAACAAUUCCACAAUCAUCAAGUAGGAUAUCAAAUUUAAUAGAUCAAUUAAAACAUACCAAGAAACCACAUACAUCAGCGACUCAACAAAACUCCCAAUAUUUAAAUCAAUUUCCUCAAUCAUAUAUUAAUUCAACAUUAGCAUCACAAUCUGAUUCAUCAACAUCAAUAGGAAAUAGUCCAAUGGAAUCUAAUGCUUAUUCAAGUGAUGAUAAUGAAUAUACUAGGAAUAUUUUAGUGAAUAAUAACAUUCAACCUGAAUUAAUUACAAGAGAUGGUUCUAAUAAACAAAUUGAAUUAACUUAUGAACAAAAAUUAAAAAUACAAAAACAAGUUAGAAAUAAAUUAAAAAUAAGAUAUAAUCCUAACUUCAAAGUCGAAGAAGAUCAAGCUACUGAUAUAAUUACAAAUGAAGAAGAAUUCAUAAAGAUUAAUAAAAAAAUUUCAAGAAAAAUAUAUAAUCAUAUCUUGUCUAAUCAAGAAGAAAAUGUAAGUAUUGAUUCAAUUAUUGAAAAAAAUGAUUAUUUACAAGAAUUAAUUGAUAAAUAUUUUUAA
Molecule: messenger RNA, 1656 nt
Organism: Lodderomyces pseudojiufengensis
Lineage: Eukaryota; Fungi; Ascomycota; Pichiomycetes; Serinales; Debaryomycetaceae
Product: ubiquitin-protein ligase
Exons: 1
Coding region: 1-1656 (551 amino acids)
Source: RefSeq, a predicted model, not a curated record